AUGAGAAAUACAGAAGAGAAAAUGCUGGCGUACGAAGAAGUAAAAGAGCGUCUGGAAAAAUACGUACAGGACACAAAAUGCACACAGAUGGAAACUAUGAAAUACGUCGUGCAAUCAGUGAUCAAUAGGCCACAUGCGCCUGUGAAGCUGAAGGAGAAGCUGCUCGCGUUUGGAGUUACAGAGUUUGAGGCUGUCCAGCUGCUGAAUAAUCCUCCAAAAAAAAUACUCGACCUGUACAUUAUAGUGGAAGAGCUGGAAGAGCGUCUUUCUGAAGAGAGCAUAGGAGAAAUUCUUGCUCUUCUUUCUCCUUAUGCAGAAUAG
Molecule: messenger RNA, 321 nt
Organism: Nematocida minor
Lineage: Eukaryota; Fungi; Microsporidia
Exons: 1
Coding region: 1-321 (106 amino acids)
Biological process (GO): DNA-templated transcription initiation
Cellular component (GO): RNA polymerase complex
Molecular function (GO): nucleotide binding
Source: RefSeq, a predicted model, not a curated record